This is a messenger RNA of Gastrolobium bilobum, 768 nucleotides long. RefSeq lists its product as uncharacterized. The transcript has a single exon. The record is from RefSeq and is a predicted model, not a curated record. NCBI's taxonomy places the organism in Eukaryota, Viridiplantae, Streptophyta, Magnoliopsida, Fabales, Fabaceae. Gene Ontology annotation, molecular function: nucleic acid binding; zinc ion binding. Bases 1 to 768 code for a protein of 255 amino acids.
AUGAGGAAACCUUGGGAGAAAGCUCUGAUUGUUAAACUCCUUGGGAAGAAAAUUGGGGUGGAGUUUAUGAAGAAAAAAAUAAAUGUCUUAUGGGCUAGAAAAGGCAAAAUCAAUGUCACUGAUAUUGGUAAUGACUUUUUCGUAGUCCAGUUUAGUGAGAAGGAUGAUCUCAAUUUUGCGUUGAACGGUGGUCCAUGGAUUGUUUUAGGUCAUUAUUUAUCGUUGAGGAAGUGGGAACCAACUUUCAGACUUAAUAGUGCUGGAAUUGCUAAGAUUGCUGCUUGGAUUCGUCUACCGGAUAUUCCCAUUGAAUUCUAUGAUGAAGCUUUUUUUAGAAGGAUUGGAAACUGGUUAGGCAAGAUGAUCAAGGUAGACAGCAAUACAAAUGCUCAUGUAAGAGGACGAUUUGCAAGAAUAUGUGUGGAACUGGACCUAUCUCAGCCAUUAAAGGGUGAUUAUGUGCUGGAAGGAUUUACCAAACAAAUUGAGUAUGAAGGAUUAGGGCUCAUUUGUUUUGGUUGUGGGAAAUAUGGACAUAGCACCGAGAAUUGUUCAGCUGCUCCAAAGCAACGCAGUUCAUCCGAUAUUCAUAAUGACGAUCAAAUUCAUCAAGAGGAACCUAGCAACUCAGAAUUCCAUCGAAGCAAAGGAUUGGGACCUUGGAUGGUUGUUAACCGUCAACGCAGGAGCCAGCAACCUCCUCAGACGGCCGGUGCAGUCCAGCCAGGCACUGGUUCAAAAACGUUACAAAGGAAUAAUGAUAAAUGA